Neltuma alba is the source of this 843-nucleotide messenger RNA. RefSeq lists its product as uncharacterized. Bases 1 to 843 code for a protein of 280 amino acids. The record is from RefSeq and is a predicted model, not a curated record. Lineage: Eukaryota; Viridiplantae; Streptophyta; Magnoliopsida; Fabales; Fabaceae. The transcript has a single exon.
AUGGUAUUUGUGAAGUCUGUUGAUGCAUCAGAUCUAGUCAAAGAUGCUAAAACUUUGUUUAUGCUAUUCUGUGAAGUAAUUGAGUGGAUUGGUUCUAAGAAUAUUGUUCACGUAGUAACUGAUAAUGCAGCCAACUAUGUAGCAUGUGACGGGUUGAUUAAGGAAAAGUAUAAAAGUAUUUAUUGGUCACUUUGUGCUGCUCAUUGCUUGAAUCUUAUAUUGAAAGACUUUUCCAACAUGCCUCAUGUAUCAAACCUCGCAUCAAAGGCAUCAAAGGUGACUAUCUUUGCAUAUAAUCAUACGGUUUUCUUAUCAUGGCUAAAGAAAAGACCAAGUUGGAAAGAAAUUAUGCGUCCUGGUGCCACAAGAUUUGCUACGACAUUUAUUAUAUUGCAUAGCAUAUAUAUGCACAAAAAUGACUUGCAGGCUCUAGUGGUUGAUAAACACUUUGUGGACCAUAGAUUAUUGAAGACUGAAGUAGGAAAAAAUUUUAGUGCAAUCAUUUUAGAUAAUCGGUUUUGGAAUGAUUGUUAUCAAGUUGUGAAGAUUGUAUCUCCUCUCAUCAAAUUAUUGAGAAUUGUGGACUCAGAUGAGAAACCUUCAUUACCUUAUGUUUAUGAAGGAAUGCGAAGGGCAAAAAUGGCAAUUAAGGAGAUGUUUAAGAAGAAUAAGGAACUGUAUAAGCGUUACACAACAAUCAUUCAAACUCGAUGGGAUAGACAUCUGAAGACCAAUCUUCAUGUGGCAUCGUAUUUGUUGAAUCCUGCAAUUACAUAUGGUCCAUACUGUCCUAGCAAGUCAAAAUUGAUGAUGGCUUUGAUUGAUGUUGUGGAGUCUUACUGA